Molecule: messenger RNA, 660 nt
Organism: Plasmopara halstedii
Lineage: Eukaryota; Oomycota; Peronosporomycetes; Peronosporales; Peronosporaceae
Exons: 3
Coding region: 1-660 (219 amino acids)
Source: RefSeq, a predicted model, not a curated record
AUGCCGGCGACCAACUCGCCCACAGUUGGUAUCCGCAAUCGAGAAGGAAGCAGAGAUGGUCCGCGAUCAACUGCGCACCGCUCAAAACCCGGGAAAGAAUUGGGAGAAGUGGAAAAAAAUAAUAAGCGCCAACUGCAAAAUUUGCAAAAGAAGCCUCGGAUGCAAGAUACACAAGCUGUCGAUAUUGCCCGUGUCUCGCUGGAUCAAGCUGCUGAGCGGCGGUCACGAGGGCGAGCCAGUACAAUCAAGAUACUGCGUUCGACUUCCAAGCAUUCCGAGAAAUCCACCAAACACUUCUUUCGUCCACUUAACACAAGCUUAGGAAAGGUAUCGAUUGAGGAGGUGAUCACACCGAGUGGCAGCGCGUCAUCAAAACCUCAAGAAAUAUCGCUCCGCUUCUUGGAGCACUGGGGAUCAGAGAUGGGAGAUCGCGCCAGUCCAACAGGUGGAGCACCUCCACCUGAUGAGGCCAAGCAGCGCAAACUUCUGGGCUCUAUCGUUAAAGUAGCAUCAGAUUUGGAUAGGGACAUACUAAAUGCCCCCGUGACACCAUCUGACCUCGCGAGUGCGAUCAAACACAUGAAUGCGACUUCAGCACCAGGGAUGGAUGGACUGACUGCUGGUUUCUACCAGGUGGCUCCAAAAGUGUUUGGUGAAUGA